AUGGCGUACGUGAAAGAUGCCCCGGGGCUGCGAAGACAGCUCGAGAGUCUUCCGGCUGCAGAGCGCGAGGCCGCUGUGAAACCGUUCCUGAUGCCGCCGCGAGUCCGCAAGUCUUCUGUCCGGGGCCGCAAGGCCAGCUCGAAACCUGUCCGGCGGUUCCUGCGGUCGAAGCUCUACUAUCUCCUAUAUUUCCUCAUACACAUCGUCUUCAGCAUCUACUCGCGGAUACGCCAGAGCUACCAUGCAGUCGUGGACAGGGUGCUUGCGAUUCUGUAUUAUCACCAUCGGACGCCCGAGCUGAUCCGCAAGGAUGUCAGGGGAUUGGACAGGUUGCCGGAGCAUCUCAGCGUAGUGCUGACUCUCAGAAGAGAGGAAGAUGCCCUCGAGACGCUCAUGGACGAGGUUGCUGAGCUGACGGCCUGGAGUUCGUGUGCCGGGAUACCUGCGUUGAGCAUCUACGAGAAGACAGGGAUCCUGAAAUCACAUAUUCCAGCUCUACACCGGAUUAUCACUAGCAAACUUGACACCUACUACGGGCCUCCAUCCCAUCAACCCUCCCUAGGCGUAUUUGCGCCUCAUCAUCCACUCUAUGCUCCUAAACUCGUCCCUCAAGCAUCAAAAUCCAACGUCGAGAACAUAACUGUCCUUCUCCUUUCGAGUACAGAUGGACGGGAAACCCUUGUCGACCUCACCAAGACCCUGGCAGAAAUGGCACAGCAUGGAAAGGUCUCACCGCAGGAUAUCGGUAUCAAGCUGAUUGAUGCAGAACUUGCUGAGAUGAUGACCAUCCCUGCAUCCUCACCACAGGACCCUGGCAGCGAGACCAAUGGCACUGAUUCCCCUUCUGGCAGCCUGCCUGCCCCAUUGAUCAAGGCAGAGCCUGAUCUCAUCCUUAUCUUUGGGCCCUAUGUCAAGCUGGACGGAUACCCACCCUGGCAGAUCAGAUUAUCAGAGAUAUUCUGCACCGGAGACCACACCACUGGCAUUGCCGGUGAGGUUGAGGCUGUAGAAUAUCAAAGGUUCAUAAAGGGGCUGUGGAAGUACGCCAGAGCCGAGAUGAGGUUCGGACGAUAG
This is a messenger RNA of Trichophyton benhamiae CBS 112371, 1074 nucleotides long. RefSeq lists its product as uncharacterized. The record is from RefSeq and is a predicted model, not a curated record. Gene Ontology annotation, molecular function: ditrans,polycis-polyprenyl diphosphate synthase [(2E,6E)-farnesyl diphosphate specific] activity. Lineage: Eukaryota; Fungi; Ascomycota; Eurotiomycetes; Onygenales; Arthrodermataceae. The transcript has 2 exons. Gene Ontology annotation, cellular component: endoplasmic reticulum membrane; dehydrodolichyl diphosphate synthase complex. The coding region runs from base 1 to 1074 and encodes 357 amino acids.